AUGCCCAAGAUCACACCAAACUCGGUAGUAGGAAACACUGCGUUGGCGUAUGCGCGCGCAUGGAGGGCGGUUGAUGCGGACGGACAGGUGCUCGGCAGGCUCGCGACACGGAUAGCUAUCGUCCUGAUGGGCAAGCACAAGCCCAUCUUUGACCCAGCAAACGACUGCGGAGACUACGUCGUCGUGACCAACUGCGACAAGAUCCGGGUGACAGGCAAGAAGGCGGAGCAGAAGGUCUACCGACACCACACCAUGUUCCCUGGCGGUUUGAAGACAAUCACCUACAAGACGAUGAUGGAGAAGAACCCUGAGCAGAUCAUCCGCAAAGCCGUCUCUGGCAUGCUCCCCAAGAACCGGCUGCGCGAACCUCGCCUCGAGCGGCUCAAGAUCUUCACGGGGACCGAGACGCCGUACGACGCCAACAUUAUCCGCGACCACGCCGACGAGUUUGGCAAGACGUUCAAGCGAGCGCGCGAGGUCGAGAAGCAGGCGAGCGAGAUUGCGCAGGCGCAGGUAUCGGCGUAG
Rhodotorula toruloides NP11 is the source of this 525-nucleotide messenger RNA. RefSeq names its product 50S ribosomal protein l13. The transcript has 4 exons. Gene Ontology annotation, cellular component: ribosome; mitochondrial large ribosomal subunit. The record is from RefSeq and is a predicted model, not a curated record. NCBI's taxonomy places the organism in Eukaryota, Fungi, Basidiomycota, Microbotryomycetes, Sporidiobolales, Sporidiobolaceae. Gene Ontology annotation, biological process: negative regulation of translation; translation. Bases 1 to 525 code for a protein of 174 amino acids. Gene Ontology annotation, molecular function: mRNA binding; structural constituent of ribosome.